AUGGGAGUAGCUACUUUGAAGACACCUAAUGAGAUCAAGUUGGAAGAAGCUGCUGUUCUGCAUUACACUUACACCAAAUUUUCUGAUUUGACUUCAAGACGUGAUCGGUGUGGCUGCAAGCCUACAAAAGAUGAUGUAAAAAGAUGUUUCAUGUUAGACUUUGACAGAGCUGCGUUCAUAAUUGCUUCAACUGCUACGGAGGAAGAAAUGCUUCAAUGGUACCGUGAACACAUUGUGUGGACAGACAAAGCACUAACGAUGAAACUUAUUAGAAAAGGCAUCUUAUCUCGCAUUUAUGCUCCCAUGGUCAUUAUGCAAAGUUUGAGAGAAUCUGGUGUUUUUAGCUCGGUGAUUGCGAAAGCUGCUCAGACAACAACAUCAAAAGACAAAUUUUUAAAGUCUGUUGAGAGUAGCAAUUCAACUAGGAAUGACAGAUCAGAAAUGAUAUCUUCUAGAAAAAUUGACGCUGGUGGAGUAUCCCAAACAAUUGCAAGAAGAAUCUUGGAGGUUAUAGAUGAUUCAAUUCCCUCUGCAAUUCCACCAUUAUCUCCACCCAGCUAUGAUGAUGCUGACUUCCAUACGUCCUAGAUUUCGACUGACUCCUUGCCAUGGCCAUAAAUUCUGGAGAUUUUUUUAAAAGAGGCAACGAUAGAAGCACGUCUGGCUGUCAUGAUGGGCAUAUCAGUUUUAGGAUUCAUGGGUUUUUUCCCGAUCAUUACCCAAGCGCUUAUGUAAAUUUCAGGUAUAGAGUGUAGGCUUAGUGUAGGUAUCAUACAGGGCAGACUUUUCUAUCUGCUCAUUAUUCUUUUCCUAUUUCUUCUGGGCAGAUUGGCUGCUAUUGUAAUGGAAACCAGAGGCCUAUUCUAUUUUUUGUUCAUACACAUUGAGAGAGGCAUGCUAUACAUUAUACAUACAGGUUGAGAUUA
Molecule: messenger RNA, 926 nt
Organism: Lathyrus oleraceus (garden pea)
Lineage: Eukaryota; Viridiplantae; Streptophyta; Magnoliopsida; Fabales; Fabaceae
Product: glycosyltransferase-like KOBITO 1
Exons: 5
Coding region: 1-588 (195 amino acids)
Biological process (GO): cellulose biosynthetic process; response to abscisic acid
Source: RefSeq, a predicted model, not a curated record